Molecule: messenger RNA, 934 nt
Organism: Physella acuta
Lineage: Eukaryota; Metazoa; Mollusca; Gastropoda; Physidae
Source: RefSeq, a predicted model, not a curated record
UGGACGCUGAUUAUUCCUGCAAUGAUACAAAAAAAGUUCCCUGUGGUGAAUACGGUUUUUGCCGCGACAAAACAGAAUUCUGCAAAGAUAAUGAAAAAGUUGUGUCGUGUUUUCCACCAGAGAUUGCGCCAGAAAACCUGCUUGAAAUGUGCCAACAAAAUAAACUCAACGUGUCGUGGCUGCAAGACGCCUCAUGUACUCAGGCUUGUGCGACAAAGUUUGGCAGCAAUAUUUUUAAAAGCAAUAUAGGUGGUGAUCAUCAGAAUAAUAGUUCAAAAGAAUGUGAUUGUUCGAAGGAUGAACUUACUUCUUACAUCGGAAUCCCAAUCUUAACAGUUAUAAUUAUAAUACUGAUAAUAGGUUUCAUUGUUUACCAUUGCAGAAUUAGAGGGAAACGGCCAAAACAACGUCAAGCGAAUCAGCAUCAUACUAAUGCUACCCAAAAUGGUACAGAACCGAUGCUGCCCAACCCAGCAGAAGAUACCACGGAAGUGUAGGAGAAGAAAACAUCAAAUUAAGCACACCAUUAAUUACAUAGAAACAAACACAAACGCAAACGUAUGCAUGUACAGCUGCAGUAACAAGUGAAAAUGGAGACUACACAAAAUGAAUAUAUUUUUUUUUAUCAUUGUACUUAUUAAAUUCACAGAGCACAUCUUUUGUUUAUAGUUGAUAUUGUUUUACCUUUUUAUUGUAAAUAAAUAUGUUAUUCAAAUACUUUGCUAAUUUGUAAGUGUUUCUAUGAAUGUGAUUGUAUUCCGAAUUAGUAGAAACGACUGAAACGUGAAAAAUAUAGUGAUAAAAUAACACCAUACUUAAAUUGUUGGUUUCAUUUUAAUUUUAGCUUAGUUUUUCAGAAUCAAUCUUAAUCUAUCAAGAUACUGUUCGACUAUUGUAUUUCUAAUGAUUUGAAAUUGAAACUACUAUCACUAGU